Messenger RNA from Aspergillus nomiae NRRL 13137, 1005 nucleotides. RefSeq lists its product as uncharacterized. The record is from RefSeq and is a predicted model, not a curated record. The coding region runs from base 173 to 793 and encodes 206 amino acids. The transcript is spliced from 2 exons. Lineage: Eukaryota; Fungi; Ascomycota; Eurotiomycetes; Eurotiales; Aspergillaceae.
AGUAUUUCGGGGAAAUGGGUCCGUAGUUAUGGAAAUGUGAUAUAUAACGGCCGAACAGGCGAGACGUUGGAAUGCAGAUUCAGACCGAGCUGUUCUUUUGGUCAGCGCUGCCGUAUAUCCUACUGUCGGUGUUUGCUAUUACUACUUUUUCACUACAAAGUAGUUCCUCAACAUGCAUUGGACCAAUCUCCUCCCUCUCCUAACUCUUGCCCACUCGCCGGUAGCCUCAGCUCUCAGCGCCGCCCGAGUAUGGGCCAACUUCUCUCCCCAGUGCCCCGCCGACGACCACACCUCUUAUCCAGAUGAUCCCAAUCUCAAAUUGCACGAAGAAUUCACAACAGCCGUCGAUGUGGUCGCUGGGAAAUGCCAGGAAGUUCCUGUCCCUCUUCGAUACACCAUGGAGGUAGAUCACGUCUCAAUUGACGCCGAGCUCUUCUGGCAGGAAAGCCUAGACCACUGCACUAUUGCUGUGCACGAAUUGCCGGGCUGCACCGAACCGCCACUUAUACAAAAGGGGAUCGGACGUGGGAAAGCACUCAGUGAGUGUGAAGAGCGGAACUUUGCCACGUUCACUCAGGUUUGGGUGAAGUUAGAGUGUGAGAAGAUGAAGCCGGUUCCUCAUGGCAUCGCUUCUUGGUAUCAUGGGAGACUUUCAAAUUAUACGGGGAGUGCUAAUAGUAUUGGAAAUCACAACAAUACUGGGGAUCACAAUAGCAACAGUCCCAACAGUGGGACUGGUAUGUCCCACAGCAGUAUGUGGAAGAAGAUUGGGGCGCGACUUAUGCCGUCCUGAUAAUAGUUAGUUGUGAUAGCUCUCUCUCUCUGUUUCUUUAUAAGAGACUUGGUCAUCUCGAGUGUUGGGAUGCUCCUUUUGAUAUGUGUAUAUUUGAGAUCCGGGUUUUUGUAGCAUCUGCGCUGUUUUCGUUGGUUGACGAGAUUGAAUAAUGAUCACGAUGGAUAUGCGACAAUUACAUUCAGUUCAAAAUUCUCAAAAACCAUUAGGCA